Molecule: messenger RNA, 2315 nt
Organism: Suillus fuscotomentosus
Lineage: Eukaryota; Fungi; Basidiomycota; Agaricomycetes; Boletales; Suillaceae
Exons: 11
Coding region: 60-2177 (705 amino acids)
Source: RefSeq, a predicted model, not a curated record
AGUUACUAUUGUGCUUUUGCUCUAGGGUGCUUUCUUACGGGGAUACGUUCUCCUUACAUAUGGAUUGCCUUGACAAGGCGUUAUGGUAUAGUAGGAAGACCGAAGAUUUUCCUUUGAACCCAGAUGAGAUCUUCCAUGCGUAUGGUACAAGCCAAGGACAAGACUACACCACGCAUCAUCACAACAUCAGAAUCGACGUCCAGUUUUCCAGGAAUACAACAACUAUUCCUCGGUUCCGAAUUCUGGUGUUAGGAGAGACUGGCGUCGGUAAGUCAUCAUUGAUCAGCCGCGUAUUUGGAGUGGAAGAAAUGAUCGAUUUGCCUGGGGCCAGCAUUGAUCAUGAAUUCACCUCACCUCAAAACGACAAGUUUGUUCUCCACGGUAGCAAAGGUUUUGGACUCAAAGACAACCUCGUAAAAAUCCGAGAUUUCAUUGACCAUCGGAGGAACAUGUCCCCAGAACAUCAGUUGCAUGCUGUUUGGCUCUGCCUUGAGACACCCCGUACAGGCGAACGUUUUAUAGACAAGAGAAUGGAGGAAUUUCUGACAUUGAAACAUAGAGGAAUACUGGGAAACGUUCCCGUCAUUGUCGUUCUUACUAAAUACGAUAGGUUCAUUGAUCACAUACAGUCAACUCUAGAUAAAACCUGCCUCAAAGAAUUGAGCAAUGAAGCCAUCAAGGAACUCGCAAAGAAGAACGCAGAAGCUGAGCUGCAGAAUAUCUGCAUCAGACCUCUAGGGAAAUUUGCAGGGUUUAAUAUUCCCCACGCUGCGAUCUCCUCCAACGAAGAUUAUAAGAAGACACUCACCCUCCUGAUUCGGAUAACUGAAAACUGUGUCACUGAGCGUUCUGCGUCCAAGGCUGCGGUGAUGACUUCCAUCCGAGUCGCUCAACGAGUGGAUCCUGAACUCAAAAUAAAGGCAUCAUUCGAGAUUGCCAAGAAAAGAUAUCGGAAGACAUUUUCAUGUUGUUGCGCAGUAUUCAAGAAGCACAAGAUGUGGAAUUUUCUACAUGCGCUUCAUACUGACAUCAUCGAUGGGUGGAACUUCUAUGACCUUCAUCAUAACUUGCACAGCCAAAAGUUCAGGCAAUCGAUAUCAAAAAUGGUCGAAGUUGAACCUACCAAAGGAUAUCGACACUUUUUCGGCCACGCGCCACUGAUUCAGCACUUCAUGUCCUACAUCGUCAACUUAACGCUUGUGUCGCAGACACUUUAUUCUGUGUCAAGAGGCCAGGAAAUCUCCCACAGUACCAUCAAGCUCGCUGUCUCUUCCUACCUUGCCUCCCCAAUGAGAGCAGAGGCUCGUACCUGGAUUCAGGCCUGUGAUAGGCAAUUGACCAUCCUGGAUAACGUAGAUCGGGAUAAAAUCGUUGAGGUGGUGCAAUCUUAUAGCACCAAUGCGACACAAAGCUUUGAGCUUCAACCCGAACUUCUGGGUCAGAGUUCCAGUAUUAAUAUUCCCGAUGCUGGAAUUCCCACUACCAGUAUUUUCAGUCCCGAAAUUCACGCUACCAGAAUUCACCGAUAUACCAGAGAGUCUCCCAGAAUUACCAUAGAGGCUCCCAGAAUUCAACGACCAGAAUUCUCGCUACUGCCACUGCAUGAAUUCACACCCCCGAGGCCAGAAAUCCUGCUACUGCCACCGCAUGCAUCCAGACGCCCGAGGCCAGAAAUCCUGCCACCGCCACCGCAUGCAUUCAAACGCCCGAGGCCGGAAAUCCUGCUACCGCCACCGCACGAAUUCACACUCCCGAUGCCAGAAAUCCUGCUACCGCCACAGCAUGACUUCAGACGCCCGAGGCCAGAAAUCCUACUACCGCCACCACAUGAACCCACACGCCCGAUGUCAGAAAUCCUGCUAUCACCACGCCCGAUACUAAAAUUCCCAGAAUUCUCAAUACCAGAAUUCCCGCUACCGAGUGGAGUUUCCAGUGCCGAAAUUCCCAAUACCAGAAUUCCCGCUACCAGAAUUUCUAGAGAGCCCAGAGAUCGCAGAAGUUCUACUCCUGAGUGGGAAUACGUUAGACCAAGGAGAAGAGAUGCGCGUAACAUCAGCGAAUCCCCUGACAUGGUAGAGCGGGUGGACGUUAGACCAAGGAGAAGAGGUGCACAUAGCAUCAGCGAAUUCCCUGACAUGGUGGAGCAGGUGGACGUUAACAACGCCACUCAAGCAUAGUUGUAUUUCCAUCUCCGAUUGCGCUACUUAUAUCAUGUUCCGACAAUGCUCGCGCCACGCAUCGACAAGCCCAAACCUGCCUGCUGCCCUUUCAUUUCUUCUUCUCUCAAUUUUUCGUGACCCUAGGCUAUCUUCGGC